UGGCGGCGGCGGCGGCGGCGGCGGCGGCCCGGGCUCGGGCUGUCGGGGAAGCUGCUGAGCUGUGAUGGUGAUGACGAGGUGAAAAUGGCGGAUCUUUCGAAAUACAAUCCCGGCCCCUGACAUACCAGAGGCGGCGGCGGCGGCGGCGUCGCCACCCGGGCUCCCUCCUCGGCCCCCGGGUCCCCUGUAGCGCUCGAGUUCGGGCAGACUGGGAAAGGAAGCGGCUGGCCGGAGCUACCGUGCACAGGCAAAACAAGCACCGCCCGGGCUCGGAAUUGCCCGGGACCUUCUGGAGCCCCCACCUCGGAGCCGGAGGGAGGAGAAAGCGGCAGCCGCUGGAGCGCCUGAUCAACUUUCUAGCUGGAGAACGAUCAUGGAGGUGGUGCCAGCUGAGGUGAAUAGUUUGCUUCCAGAGGAGAUAAUGGACACUGGUAUAACUUUAGUGGAUGAUGAUAGUAUUGAGGCUGUUAUUGUUUCAUCCCCAAUUCCCAUGGAGACAGAACUGGAAGAAAUUGUCAACAUAAAUUCUACUGGUGACUCUACAGCCACGCCCAUUUCCACGGAACCAAUCACAGUGUACAGUAACCACACUAACCAAGUUGCAGUGAAUACCACAAUUACUAAAGCAGAUUCUAAUACCACAGUGAAACCAGCUUUUCCAAGUGGCCUUCAAAAACUUGGUGCUCAGACUCCUGUGACUAUAUCAGCCAAUCAGAUUAUUUUAAACAAAGUAUCACAGACAUCAGAUCUUAAACUUGGCAAUCAGACCCUUAAACCAGAUGGACAGAAGUUAAUUUUAACAACUUUGGGCAAGUCUGGUUCACCAAUUGUUUUAGCACUACCCCAUAGCCAACUACCCCAGGCUCAGAAAGUUACAACUCAGGCCCAGUCAGGAGAUGCUAAGUUACCACCGCAGCAAAUUAAAGUAGUUACCAUUGGAGGGAGGCCAGAGGUGAAACCUGUCAUUGGUGUCUCAGCAUUGACCCCAGGAAGUCAACUGAUUAAUACAACAACUCAGCCCUCUGUGUUACAGACCCAACAGUUAAAAACAGUACAGAUUGCUAAGAAGCCUCGAACACCAACCUCUGGUCCAGUAAUCACGAAGCUGAUCUUUGCAAAACCAAUUAAUAGUAAAGCAGUUACAGGACAGACAACUCAAGUAUCACCACCAGUCAUUGCAGGUAGGGUUCUUUCACAGUCUACUCCCGGGACUCCAUCAAAGACCAUAACAAUAUCUGAAAGUGGUGUUAUUGGAUCAACUUUAAAUUCUACAACACAGACACCAAAUAAAAUAGCCAUCUCACCUUUGAAAUCGCCAAAUAAGGCAGUGAAAUCAGCUGUGCAGACCAUCACUGUUGGAGGCGUGAGCACAUCACAGUUUAAGACAAUUAUUCCUCUGGCAACUGCUCCCAAUGUCCAGCAGAUUCAAGUGCCUGGAAGCAAGUUUCAUUAUGUCCGACUUGUUACUGCCACAACAGCCAGUAGCUCCACCCAGCCAGUUAGUCAGAAUCCCAGUACAAACACUCAACCUCUCCAGCAAGCAAAGCCAGUGGUUGUUAAUACCACUCCCGUGCGGAUGUCAGUUCCUCUUGUCUCCGCGCAGACUGUCAAACAGGUUGUUCCCAAACCGAUCAAUCCCACUUCACAAAUAGUUACCACCAGCCAGCCACAGCAGCGGCUCAUCAUGCCUGCCACACCACUGCCACAGAUCCAGCCAAACCUCACUAACCUGCCACCAGGCACUGUGCUGGCCCCGGCUCCGGGGACAGGGAAUGUGGGCUACGCAGUGCUUCCAGCUCAGUAUGUUACUCAGCUACAGCAGUCUUCAUAUGUGUCUAUAGCAAGCAACUCAAACUUCACCGGAACACCUGGUAUCCAGACCCAGGCAAGGCUUCCAUUCAAUGGCAUAAUACCAUCAGAGUCUGCCAGUCGGCCCAGGAAGCCCUGUAAUUGUACAAAAUCGUUGUGUUUGAAAUUAUAUUGUGAUUGCUUUGCAAAUGGUGAAUUUUGCAACAACUGCAACUGUACUAAUUGUUAUAAUAAUUUGGAACAUGAAAAUGAAAGGCAAAAAGCAAUAAAGGCAUGCCUUGACAGAAAUCCAGAAGCUUUUAAACCUAAGAUAGGGAAAGGAAAGGAGGGAGAAUCAGAUCGACGUCACAGCAAAGGAUGUAAUUGCAAACGAUCAGGAUGUCUUAAAAACUACUGUGAAUGCUAUGAGGCAAAAAUAAUGUGUUCCUCAAUAUGCAAAUGUGUUGGCUGUAAGAAUUUUGAAGAAAGCCCAGAACGAAAGACACUGAUGCACUUGGCAGACGCAGCUGAAGUAAGGGUACAGCAACAGACGGCAGCGAAAACUAAGUUAUCUUCUCAAAUUUCGGACUUGCUUACUAGGCCAACACCGGCUUUGAAUAGUGGAGGAGGAAAAUUGCCAUUUACAUUUGUAACUAAGGAAGUAGCGGAAGCCACAUGUAAUUGCCUUCUUGCCCAGGCAGAGCAGGCAGACAAGAAGGGAAAAUCAAAGGCAGCAGCCGAACGGAUGAUACUGGAGGAAUUCGGACGAUGUUUGAUGAGCGUCAUCAAUUCUGCAGGCAAAGCAAAAAGUGACCCUUGUGCCAUGAAUUGCUAACUCUUGCACAAAAGACUGAUAAAUGGAACUGUACAGAAAAUUGAAGGUCCAGGGACACUUGAUUUUCUGGAAGAUAAUUUAACAAUGAUUGUACUGUUAAUUCAGUCCUUGUGUGACCUGAAGUUAUAAUAUUGAAAGAAGAAAUUUUAAGUGAGGAAAUUAGUACAUUUUAAAUCUUAGUUAAAUCUGUUUAUGCCCCUUCUAAAUUGAGUUUUUCUUUAUUGUAUUAUAUAGAUUUUUAAUUUGCAUGGGUUUCUUAAGAAUUAGAUGUUCUAUCCAUCUGAUGCUGUUGACAAAGGACAUUUAUAAAUUAAUAUAAUUUAUAAUGUAUGGCGUUGUAGGACUUUGCUCCAGUAGAAAAAGCCAGAGAACCAUUGGUAUUACCCAGUCAUUCUUUGGCACUAGACCUAAGCAGAUAGAAUGUCUACAUAAACAAAUUCUUAUGAAACAUAUUCAAAUGACAUUUUUGUGUUUAGAAAAGCACUACCUUUUUAAGAAAAAACUUUUUAGCACAGAUUCUGGAAUAAUAUCGUGUUGUCACUUUGGGAAUGUCAGAAGGGGAAGGAAUCCAUAGGCAUACUUUUAAAAUUAAGAAGUUGUUUUUUAAGAAAAACUGUUAAGGGACAGGCAGUAGUUCUUGAUAGGCAAGGUGUUUCUCUAAGAAAGAGUGACUAAGAAAUGCUCUGGGAUGUUUCCAUUUUCUUUGAAGGAGGUGCUGUGUAUUUGAAAUGAUAUUAAUAAAUUGUCAAAGUGAUUACUGGGUACUAUUAAAAGUGAGAGGUGCAUAUGAAUAGAACUUAUUAUGUAGUGAUAGUACAGAAACUUACAUAAUCAUCAGGUAUAAAAUUUGACUUGGAGAAAUAAAGAACAUUGAAGCUCUAAUAAAUGAAUUGAGGGAAAGACUUUUCAUCUAUACAAUUCUCUUUAUAGACUUUUGAACUAAGAGGUCUCAAUCCAGUGUAGGAGUCUUAUUUGAUUUACUGAAAGGGCCUCCUAACAAAGCUUUCAAAAUUAUAGUGGGACUUCUUUUUAUAAGGGAAGCUUAAAAUGGCAUUAUUUUUAGCCAGUGAUUUGAUAAGCUGAAGGUAUGAGUGUUUUCUUAUUAUUACUGAAAUAACCUAAAUCAUUUUCACAAAUUCAAAAUUCAAGAGCUUUAUGAAUUUAAGAGCCUGUACGAGGACUCUGGAUUUUAUGACAAGAAAAACCAUGUUGGAAUUCAGGCAUUUUGUUAGGUACCUUAAUCCUCAGUAAUUAUUAGUAUAUGAUUAUUACAUUUCCUACAAGGAAUCUAUAGUUGUAUGUAUUAAGUGUGUAUAUAUGUUCAUAUGAACAUGCAAGAUAUAGGCAAUAGAAAUUAAGUAAUCCAAAAGAAGAUUCCGUUAUUCAUUGAAGUAUCUUCCUUUUGAAAUUUGGAUUUAUAAAAUUAUAGUGCAGUAACUUUAAAUGUAGAUAGUGCAAACAUUCUUAGCACCUCAAUCUAGUAUGUUUAAUUAAAAUUUGUAUAAAUGUAAAUUAGUGUAAGAGGAUAAAAUAUCUAAUCAAGUUAUUUUUCAAAAGAUUACAAUACCUUUUUGGUCUAAACCUAAACUUUGUUCAUUUUGUACAUAUUCUGUGUUUAAUUCUAAUUGCACCUUUGUGAUGUGUAUUUAUAUACAGUGUGCAGAAAAUGUUUGUGAAAUUUGGAUUACAAUUGUAGAUUAUGUAUGACGGCAUUGCUUGAGAAUGUUUUGCUUGUAAAAACUUGAAGGUGCAAUCAAAUGCUACUAGUUUUUCUGAUUUUCAAGAAGCUAUCUAAAGUAUUAAGACUUUCCUUCCUGUGUAGUACUUACUAAGCAACUUUUUGUAUUUAGGCAUUUGCAUCAAAUUGCUGAACAAGAUUAAUAUCCACAUUAAUUCAACAAUUUUAAAAGACUAUUUGGGGAGGGUUGGGUAUAUAAUUUUUUUAGCUCUAUUUACAUCCCAAAGUAGAAAGAUUAAAUUUAUAUUUACUAGAGCUAUUCGAAGAAUACACUUUUCUAUAUUGUAAAAACAGGACAGCAAAGUAAAUCAUACAGAAAAUAAACAUUUAUACUAUUCUGUAAAAAAAAAAAAAAAAGUUUGUUUUUUUUCUUUAAGAACACCACUUUUAACCAUUUAAUGUACCAGAAAAGAAACUUAAAAUAUCUGAUUUUAAGUAAAUUUGACAUUACUUCUGAAAGCACACAAAUAAUAAGUAUAAUUUUGCCCAAUUAUCAUUAACCCAAAAUUGCUUUGAAAUGAAAAUAGGCCUUUUUUCCACUGUGUAAGGGCAGAAACUCAGUCUACUCUUUCCUUUCUUUUUUGAUGUUUUUCUUUCUUUUUUAAUGUUUGAUGUUUUUAUGGUGAGCACCUUUCUCAGUUUCCUUUUCUUUCAAGAACAAAAAGCAACCUGUAGGUCUUAUCUGGGAAACAAAACCUUAAUGUUGCAGGUAAUAAAACAAGCAGAGCAGCGACUUUAGGGAGAGACUACUGCUUUAGCUUCCCAGUUCUUGGAUUCAGACAACUAACAUUUUCUAAAUCUUAUGUCAAAUGUGAAUAAAAAAAAUCUUUAGAAAAGUU
Felis catus (domestic cat) is the source of this 5200-nucleotide messenger RNA. It is a transcript of the gene LIN54, whose product is annotated as lin-54 DREAM MuvB core complex component. The coding region runs from base 374 to 2623 and encodes 749 amino acids. The record is from RefSeq and is a predicted model, not a curated record. Gene Ontology annotation, biological process: regulation of DNA-templated transcription. NCBI's taxonomy places the organism in Eukaryota, Metazoa, Chordata, Mammalia, Carnivora, Felidae. The transcript is spliced from 13 exons. Gene Ontology annotation, cellular component: nucleus.